Carica papaya (papaya) is the source of this 3938-nucleotide messenger RNA. The record is from RefSeq and is a predicted model, not a curated record. Lineage: Eukaryota; Viridiplantae; Streptophyta; Magnoliopsida; Brassicales; Caricaceae.
AAUAUUAUUUCAACAAUACUAAACUUGUUCUCAAAGUAGAAGAUUAGUAAUGUAACACACUGAAGAAUUUUUUACGACAUAACUGCAAAUUUCAACUUAUUUGAAACAGAUGAACAGCGAGCAGCAUGUUAUGUUAGUGAUCUGAGUUUCAUUAUCCAAGAAUAAAUCAUAUUGCAAAAACUUGGGAUAGUUGAUGAGCACCAUCAUAUUGCCCCCGCAGCCAAAAGAGUAAUAAAUCAGCUGUUAGUUAGGGGUCAAAUCUGAAGGCAAACUAUUGGUGGUUCCUCAUCCAAUACAAAUGCUGAAGAGGACAAACCAGUUCCAACAGCCCCUAUGUAAAUAUUGUUUACUACAAAUUGAGGUGUCAGUAAUGCAACCAGGAAACAACUAUUGGAGUUAAAAAUAAGUAUACCAUGAAAAGUCCCCAGAGGAUUCUUUGACUUCAGAUAAUCCCGAGAAUUUUUGCUGUUGAAUUGAUUGAUUUAUUUUUUUUUUAUAUCCUGUCAAUUGAGACCCUUUUUUUAUUUGUUAUUGAAGCAACUGUUAUGUUCCAAUUCAGUCUAGAUGCUCCAUAACAUUUUUUGGGCUAGCAUAGUUUUUGAUCGGAACAUCUUAACACCCACUAUUAACAACUGCAUUUUUAGCAGUGGGUCCAUGAUUCAUAUUUUAAAAUUGAGAUUUGUCUUCUGUAAGGGGCAGAAAGAGCGCCAAACUUGAGGCAGACUUGUUAGGUGGAAUGAUAAAAAGAUUCCUGUGGUUCAGUUUGUAUUGACUUAAAUUUCAUCGGUCAUUGUUUUCGCCAAAAGGUUUUGCCAUGUCAUCAUUUUCAGAAUGCUUAGUUCCUCUCCUUCUGAGUGUAGACUUUAAAACUGAAAGGUAUGGAAGCUACCUACGUCCUAAAAAGUAACUUGGGUCCAGGGAAACAAAAUGACUAAAGAAAUCAUGUUGGUUAUAUUUUUAGUAGUGAACCUUUCAAAUUGGCUAGAAACUGAACUGAAUGCCUGGACUUCAAAAUAUGGAAGAUGCAAAUGUGAUGGUACAACUGCUUGAAAGUUAUUAAUCAGUGGUUAUUAUUACCAUCUGGUAUCCAGCAAUUAAACCUAACAUAUCUAUUUUAAGUAUGACGAGAAAUGAAAAUAGUUUAAUGUUUGAACUAUGGACGUAGUACUUCAGUCUGUUUGGUAGGUACUUAUAAGGCGUUUCUGGUUUAUGGCUUCAACAGUGGAACAUGACUUAAAUUGUGGUGCAUCUACUGAUGUCAGCAUGAAUUAAAUCUGCCAAAAAGAUGAGCUGUUAGUAAGAAAGUACAUUAUGUCCAUUGCAUGCUCCAACUUAGUUGGACAUGUUGAAAUGCACAGAUUUCUGGUAAGUUACUCCAGUUCCCAGUCUUUUUUAUCUAAUUUGUUUGACCAACAUUUUUACCUUCAUUUCUGGUAUUUUAAGAGAAAAAUAGGAAAGAUCAUAAAAGGGCACCAAGCAGAUUCCACCCAUGUACAUAACUAUUUUUUUUUAGAUAAAGGAGAGUGCAAUAUUAAAGAGGCUCUAAAGGGAUGCAACAUGUAUAAAAAAUUCACAACUCUCUCACAGAGAAGAGACCAAACAGACCAACAAGAGCAAAUUUGUCUAGAAGGGGAUGGCCUUUAGACAAAAUUACAUGGGCCUUAAGCCGAUCCUCUUGAAUGAAGGCAAAUGAGAAUGUGAUACUCUCGAAGGUUCUAUUGUUCCUCUAUUCCUAAGUGACCCAAAAGGUAGAGGAAUAAGGGAUGAAGAUAUGCCGAACUGAUUGGCCAUCACAAUAAACUACAGUUCUGCUCUUCACUUUUACCGUAUAUGCCAGAGAAAAGCCAUCAAAACUUUGUGACCUUACUAAGGAAUUCUUAGGAGACUAACACUUUGCCUUUAAUGUCCUUCACAAAUUAGAGCCUGCUGUCUUUCAACAUGAUCAAGAUGCCACCAGCCACCCCUUUUUGCAUGGAAGAUCAAACAACCUAACAUCAUUCACAGCCCACAUUGAUUUAUUAAUUUCAUGACCGGACAAAAUCGAUUCUCCCAGAACCUCUUUCCCCCUUACUCCAUGAUAAGGCUGCAUGUUGUGUACACGGCCGAGAAUUUUCUCCACCACCAAUCUGCACCUUUGCCCUUAAGGGAUAUCAUUAUUCUUCUACAAUUCUUUUCUGUUCCCAGAGCUGCAAGAAUCUUCCUCUAUCAUUCCUACCCAGAGACAAGGUCAGGAGUCGAUCUUCUGUCUUUUGUCUUUGACUUCAGAAGUUCACAAAAUUCCCUGAAGAACCAAUGUAUUUCUAGGUUAAAAGAAAAAGGCUGUGAAAUCUUCAAAACCAUUUUCUGUGAUGCCAAGGAUACCCAAUUUAUCCUCAAGCAGGAUGUCGGACGAUUUCCAUUCAAUAACUGGGAGUUUUUUUUUGUUGUUGCUGGCAGCAUAACUGCUACCAAGAACUAGGCUGGCUGCAGCAGGGGAUCAGAUGAGUGAGAGGCUGUUAGAGUCUUUCUCUCUUGGAUGGAAAAUUUUUCAUUUGUUUUUCAUCUCUAACACAGUUAUCUAUUCUUAGGAAUCACACUCUUAAUAAUCCAAUUCUAAUUGGCAAUGCCACUCGCAAAAAUAGGAAUUGCAGUGGAGAUAGAAUAUACAUGGCCUCCUUUAAAUCUUCCCAUGAAGAAAAGUAUGACAGUUAAAACAAAGGAAACAAAACAUAACCUUUGGUCUCUGGAUUAGAAAAAUUAAAUAUAAUGCCCCACUAAUCAUUAUCUCCAGUGGUCUAGAAAAUGGCAUGAGGAAUACCAAUCGUAAGCUAGCAGCUCAUCAUGAAUGAACCCAUGUGUCAGCCACUUGAUGCCCAAAAGGUUAAUGGAGAAAUCCCAAAGCGUUCUCCACUCUAAGCACUUGAUGGUAUGGGAUCCUUAAACUCAAAGUGUGCAUUUAGUCAGUUUAUAAAACUCAGAACCGACCCCAUUCUUGUAGCCUGUUAAAAGCAUCAGCAAGCGGAACUAAUAAGAGGCAGAGCAGAGUAUAGAAUUGAUACACUUAACUGCUUCCUUGUUAUAAGGAUUAUAUCUUCCCCCAUUUAUUAUAUUGAUGCAUCAUGCUGAGCAACCACUUAGUAGAAGUCACAAGUAAAUAGGUGAGGUGCCACCUAUGGGGUUUCUCCAGCCAUUAGAAGUUUCAAACUAGAGUUGUUUGGAAGCUGUUUAAGUAUUCAAUAAAUUUUGAAACAAGAUAGUAGUUGUUUAUGUAUGCUUCUCUAUGCUGCUCGACUUUCCAAUAUCGUAUGCAUGGAACAAUUUUAGAAAAUAUGAAAUUUUUAAUGAAAUCACAUGAACAUACAUAGUUAAAUUGUUUCAUUUUGUUGACAGGUUUAUUUUUCUCCGGUUUACUCUUUUCCACAUUAAGAUGUUUUGCUAUGGGCUUGACUGUCACUUGGCACUUAAUAUACAGGAUAUAUGUUAUGCCGAAAAAUGAAGAAAGUUAGAUCCGACAGAGCUUCCUCAGAGACUUGGAAGGUUGCAGGCUUGGCUGUAGUCUGUGUUGUGUGCUUCACUUCUAGUGCUUUAAUAGACCUCCUAACUGAUAUUUCUGUGCUUUAUCACUGGAAUCAACUGAAAAGCAAUGGUCUUUAUACGUCUCUUUUACUGAUUUUAUACUAUUUUAUAGGUUCUUCACUACCCUCAGCAUUUGUAUUAUGGAUCAUGAGAGAAUUGCCACCCUUAGUAUUAGCUAACACACAAGAAGAAUCAAGAACGAUAACUUUCGUCAGUGAUAAUUCAGCAGUGGUACAUCGUCCUCGGCUCUGGACUACAGCUACCAGCUCACAAAAUCAGCUUUCUCACUCGUCUGUUAAGGGAUUAAGCAUGGAGUAGAUUUUGUAGGAGAAAAAAGGAAAAUGCCAUUGACCAAAGGUUAUAAUAAAGCAGGUGUCCAGAGG